This is a messenger RNA of Lytechinus variegatus (green sea urchin), 4418 nucleotides long. Its product is annotated as hephaestin-like protein. Gene Ontology annotation, cellular component: plasma membrane. Lineage: Eukaryota; Metazoa; Echinodermata; Echinoidea; Temnopleuroida; Toxopneustidae. Bases 215 to 3460 code for a protein of 1081 amino acids. The record is from RefSeq and is a predicted model, not a curated record. Gene Ontology annotation, molecular function: copper ion binding; oxidoreductase activity. The transcript has 18 exons. Gene Ontology annotation, biological process: iron ion transport.
AUUAGGGCAUAUAGGUCCAUGAUUGGAGCUGUCCUGAGAGUGGUGAGGAGCAGCAAACCGGACAUAUUUUCCUCUCUCUCUCUCAACAACUCCGUUUGGACAAGGAUAAUAGGCCUACUCUCAGACGGGCACAGUCUUGUAAAGGAAAAGUUUCUCGAGAAAGUGUUUCACUCCCCUUGUAAGUAAGGCCCAGAGGAAUCCGGUGUCAUCAAACAUGGCACCUAGUUCAGUUCAAAUCAUCGCAGCAGUGGCUCUGAUUGGUUGCCUCUUUCACGGAGCAUGCGCAGUGGACCGUGUUUACUACAUUGCAGCGGUGGAGGAGAAUUGGGAUUACGCCCCCAGCGGUAUGAACAAUAUUACAGGAGCUGCUUUCCAACCAAGCACAGCAGAAACUGAGAAGAUGGUCCGUAGUGGGACGCGCAUUGGGCGCGUCUACAAGAAAGCCUUGUUUCGGGAAUACACCGAUGAGACCUUUACUGAGCGUUCGGCCCGACCCGAGUGGCUAGGCAUGCUCGGACCGAUUAUCAAAGCGGAAGUCGGCGAUAGGGUCAUAGUUCACUUCCGCAAUAUGGCUUCUCGACCAUACUCCAUCAACCCUGGGGGUCUAGGUUAUACUAAAUCUGCAGAAGGUGCUCUGUAUGAUGAUGCCACAUCGGGCAACCAGAAAUCGGAUGAUGCAGUUCAACCCAACACGACCUUCAUCUAUCGAUGGACGACCGGUAAAGCAGGUCCGAAGCAAGGACAGGCAGAGAACUGUAUCGGAUGGCAAUAUACCUCCCAUCGCUUCACAACCCAAGAUCAAAAUGCAGGCCUCGUCGGAAUGACCAUCAUCUGCAGAAAAGGAUUCUUGGCUAGUACAAACAAUGAUAUCGUUCUCCUUUACGGCCACGUCGAUGAAAACCAGAGCUGGUACAUUGAAGAGAAUAUCGACACAUUUGCAUCAGGAGUUACACCAACAAUGAGAGCUUCCGAGGAAUUUAUUGGGAGUAAUAUCAUGAACACGGUCAACGGAUAUUCGUACGGUAAUCUGCCCGGUCUCCAGGUUUGCCAAGGAGAACAGAUUAGAUGGUUUGUCUUCAACUUUGGAGGGGAGACUAAUAUUCAUAGCGUUUUCUUCAACGGAAAUCCAUUGGAACUUGAUGGAAAGAGAGCAGAUACCAUACCUCUCAUCCCUGGCCCAGUGAGUGUGGUCACCAUGGAAACAAUGAACCCUGGGACUUGGCUCGUGUCAUCCCUUUCGACAACUGAUGCGUUGAGUGGCGGCAGCGCUCUGUACACAGUGCGAUCAGACUGUGGAACCGCUGGGGCAUCUAACGGUGCUACUGCGAAUGGGAAUUUGGUUGAGCACUUCAUCGCUAUCCAAGAAGUCAACUGGGACUACGCGCCGUUAGUAAGUAAAUCGCCGACUGGUUCCGGACCUACAUACCUGAAGGCCGCGUACUUUGGAUACACGGAUGCCACUUUUAGCCAGUACAUAAGGCGUACCCAAGAUGAAGCUUACCUCGGCCUGAUAGGGCCUGUAAUUAGAGCGGAAGUUGGGGAUAACAUCCGGGUCACUCUCAUGAAUGGUGCCAGCAGGCCAUACAACAUACAUCCGAAUAAUGUCAUGUAUACAAAAGCGAACGAGGGUUAUCCUUAUGUUGACGGUAUUCCAGCAAAUCAAGCGUCCGGUGAUUCUGUCGCCCCACAGGCAACAUACACCUAUAACUGGACUGUUCCACCUUCUUACGGACCUACUGCAAGUGAUCCAGACUGUAUCACUGGAAUCUACUAUUCUACUGUUGGGGGUGAUCGUGAUUUACACUCUGGGCUGGUGGGGCCACUCAUUGUCUGCAAGCCCGGGAAAUUAAGCUCCAAUGGAACACAGGAAGGAAUUGACCAAGAGGUUAUAACUGUAAUUCUCUCCAUGAAUGAAGAAAGGAGCUGGUAUUGGAACACUAAUCGAAAUGUCCGCUACAAUUCCGACUUUCCUGUCGAUGAAAUACGAACAAUCAACGGUUACGUAAGUGAUAAUUUGCCGCUCCUUGGCCUAUGCUCCGGGGACCGUGUACGGUGGCAUGCCCCUUGCAUCGGGAACGAAGAAACGUAUAUGGGUCUCCACAUUCCAUACCAGACGUUCGAGUAUCACGGCAGGCGAGCCAACACAAUCCCUGUACUUCCGGGUCAAACGGAAGAAGUUGAUUUCACAGUUGGAAGCCCGGGUACCUGGAUCAUCAAUGGUAAUGUGUACAACUACGACCUUGAGGUUAACUACACCGUCUCCGAGUGUUACAAGACUAUACCGGACUCUCAGCGAGUCAGGAAGAAGGAGAGGACAUUCUUCCUCGCAGCCGAGGAGGUUAUCUGGGACUUCGCACCUACUGAAUACGAUUACAUCACAGGACAAAACCUAUCCAAUCCCAACAGUGAAGGGUAUUAUUUCGUGGAAGAAGGUCCGACGUACAUCGGGAGGGAAUACAAGAAAGUCCGUUUCGUCGAGUACACCGAUGACACCUUCACCACACCGAAGAACCGCACCUACUGGGAGCAGCAUCUGGGCAUCUUAGGUCCGUUCAUCCGAGCCGAAGUGGACGAGACCGUCAAGAUUGUCUUCAAGAACAACGCAACGAGGCAAUUCUCCGUCAACGCGCAUAACCUUCCGGGCCAAGCCACAGAGUACAUGGGUCAGACUUUCAAUACACCAAUUCCAGUUCAGCCCGGUGAAACCGCUAUUUACAGAUGGACGAUGCUUGAGAAGGCCGGUCCUACUGACAGCCAGUCGAACUGCGUGGUCUGGCCAUACUACUCUAGCAUUGUGACAAAGAAAGACACCAACUCCGGCCUGAUCGCACCGCUCGUCGUCUGCCGCAACGGCGUCCUCAACGACCAGGGGCAGCGUACGGACGUCGACCACGAUUUCGCUUUGCUCUACACCAUCUUCGACGAGAACGACAACUGGUAUUUGGAUGAUAAUAUCCGGAUGUUCACAAACCAACCAAACCAGGUCGACAAGGAGGCAGUGGACUUUGAGCACAGCAACGACGCAUUCACGAUCAAUGGCUACAUCUUCGGGUAUCCACUCAACAUCAGUAUGGCUGUUGGCGACAACAUCGCAUUUUACAUCAUCGUCGUAGGGGGCGGUGCAGAUGUUCAUUCAAUUAAUUUCCAUGGCCACACCGUAACGCAGAAGACAAGGGUGACGAAGAACCUGGACAGUGUGCCUACAUUGCCAGGUGAUUUUCUGACGGUGGAGAUGGAAGCUACAAAGCAAGGCACGUGGCUUCUCCACGACGCAGUCAACAAGCACUCCGAUUUUGGGACAGAGACUAGGUACACUGUCUACGCAAAGAAGUCUGAUAUUCCAUGCGGGCCCGAAUGCAAAUCUGGGAGACCGCCAGCGGGAGCCGCAGGAAGAUUGGAAUCGACCAUCAUAUCUCUAGUUGUAGCAUUCAUCAUGGGAGCGAUCGUUUCAUUCCGAUAAAUAAGUUGGAACUUCAAAAAUGCUUACAAAAUCUGUUUUCCUGUUAUAUACUAUGUUAAUAUGAAGCUUCCGACACCACAACGGUAGCCACAACAACAAAGGACGGUAGAAAAUGAGUUAGUAGUGUAGACUUAGUCUAUGUCGUGACGGCACAUUUUUUCGUCUUCUUGGCCUCCGUUCUUUUUUGAAAGCUCCUUGGUACAAUGUCAGUCAGUCUCUUUUGACGAAAUCAUGAUAGAGAAUUUUAUAUUAAAAACUUCAAGCAAAGAUUUGAUGAAUGCUGUUACGAAAUUAACUUGUCUUCCAAGAGACCCACUGUAAAUAAAUUAACACCAGUCAAACGACAUGCUUUUGUCAUUUAGGGAAUAUCAUACUCACAUGUGUCUUGUUGACACACUGGCGUGUGUGCGCGCGUGACACACACACACAACAUGUGUCUUAUCCUAUACAAACGAGUCUUAUGCCACAAAUUGAUAUUUCUUGUAACGCAUGUAUGUGUGCCAUGUGUCGUUGAAAGUGUUGUUGCUGUUCAUGUUGUUGUUAUUGUUAUCACGGGGAUGAGAUUAUUCACAAUGACUCCCCUUCAUUUCUACCAUUUACUAUUCUGUUUUCUAUCCUAUGUCCUCUCCGACCUGAGACCCGUUUCAUAAAACUCGUAAUCAUAUAACACAUUGACGACAUCAGUUACAAGCUACUGAAAUCAUUCAUUCUGAUUGGCUGAUAGCAAACUUGUUGCAUAAAUUGUGCAUUUGUUAUGGUUAACAAGUCAUAAUGAAACGGGACCCUGAUGGUCUAUAGUCACACUGACGAAAUCGAUUCUAGACCGAUCAAAUCUUUUGCAUUAUUUCCAAUGACGUUCCAUCGGUCGGAUUGGGGUCGAUGUCCUCAGUGUAACUGUUCGAAGGAAAUCAAUUACACUGUAUAAUUAUAUCGUAGGUUUAGAGAAUUUUCAACCUGC